GGAUCGGAGGAUCCGAUCGAGAGACUGAAUAGAACUGACGGAGGUUGAGGUUGGCUGGCUUGGUGCCCGGGGCCGAAAGGGACUUCAGGUAUUUGAGGAAAUAGGAAGGCCCAUCAUCAUGGCUGCUGUCCUAAGGCCAGCUCAUCGCGUGGCGGUGUCUGCUGCUAGGGGUGUGAGGCAGCUGCAUCUCUCCAAACCCAACAACGAGACCUUCACCGUGACUGAUGCUGUCCUGCCCAAGCCACACUCCACCAAGCUUGCAGGCUAUAUGGGCAUCACCAUGACAACGUCACUGGGUAUAUUCACGGGAGCAGAGAUGAGCAAGAACAUUGCAAGCUUCCUGGAGGAAAAUGAACUGUUUGUCCCAUCAGAUGAUGAUGAUGAUGACUGAAUGCAAUAUAGUGUGCCAAAGGUAUGUGAAGAAAUUAUCUAGUCAACAUCUUGCUAAAGGUAAAUAUCUAAACAUAAAACUAAAGGCAAGUCUGUAUCAAAACUUACAAUGCUGUAUGUAUUCUUAGUGAUUGUGAAGACUGUGCCAAGUGAUGCUUGAUGUUAUUGUUGAUCAGUUGAUGUCAGUUGAACACUAAUUUUCAUCCCAGCAUAAUAUCUUCAUGAUUAAUUUGAUAAUCGUGUUUGAUGUGAGAUCCCUGAACAUUGAUUUGCAAUUCAUUAGUUUUCUGCUAUUUGUAGAUGUUACUGGUGGCUGGUUUGGUAAAAAAUGCUUCAAAGGGAAUGACUAAUUUUUAAGAAGUUAAUUUCAGUAUUUAAAAAGUCCAUUUCAUCAUUUUAAUUUUAAUUUAAGAAAACAAUUUACGGGAUUGAAUAUUUACCUCAUCAGUGAGAAUUCUCAAAUGUUAUAUUGUAUGAUUAAGAAUGCUACUUGUUACUUAUGAUAGUUGAUUUAUGAUAGUUGAUAGUAUGACAUAAACUUAUAAUCCUGUUCAAUAAAAAGCACAAAAUAUACAU
Molecule: messenger RNA, 966 nt
Organism: Scylla paramamosain (green mud crab)
Lineage: Eukaryota; Metazoa; Arthropoda; Malacostraca; Decapoda; Portunidae
Gene: EMRE
Product: essential MCU regulator, mitochondrial-like
Exons: 3
Coding region: 119-391 (90 amino acids)
Biological process (GO): mitochondrial calcium ion homeostasis; calcium import into the mitochondrion
Cellular component (GO): uniplex complex; mitochondrial inner membrane
Source: RefSeq, a predicted model, not a curated record